AUGGAGCUUAAACUGGAGAAUAAAAAUUUUCAGGAUAGCAAGCGGUGCCCUCGAUGCAAGAAAAACCACUUGGGGAGGAAAUGCUUGACAAGGUCGAUUCAUUGCUUUGUGUGUGUGGAAGAGGGACACAUGGGAAAAGACUGUCCCAAGAGGAAGGAAACACCUCCUAUGGGAAACCCAGGGAGGAUCAUAUGCUUCAAGUGCGAGCAACUGGGGCACAUUGCACGGGAAUGUUUGAAGAGGCUAAAAGUCGGACAGGCUGAUGGGCAAACUGAGAAGAUAGGGGAAGCUCGUUGGACCCGCCAGGGACGUGUCUUCAAUUUGAUAAAGGAAGAUGCAGGGGUAGAUCCUGCAGUCAUACAAGGUACCCUUCUUAUACUGAAAAUCCCUGUGCAUGCAUUAAUAGAUCCAGGGUCUACGCAUUCAUUUAUUUCGGAUGCAUUGGUCAGGAGUUUGGGAAUUGAGACUAAACCUUUAGGGCAUUUAAUGAUUAUCUCAACCUCCAUGGAAAAAACCAUGGAGACAUCGAAGCUAAUUGAAGAUUGCAAGUUCGGCAUGAGCGGCGAUAAAUUUCAAGCUAACCUAAUACUGCUAGAUGUGAAUGACUUUGACGUCAUCCUAUGGAUGGAUUUUCUGUCCAAAUAUGAUGCCAACAUGGAUUGCCAGAGAAAAAUGGUAACCAUAAGAAAGCCUGGGGAAGAACAUGUCAAAUUUUGGGGACAGAGUAAUCCUAAGGAAAAGAGAAUAAUUUCGGCACAUAAAGUGGCCAGACUAAUGAAUAAAGGGGCAUAUGGGUACCUAGCCAGUGCUCAACUAGUGGAAUAG
Messenger RNA from Diospyros lotus (date-plum), 825 nucleotides. RefSeq lists its product as uncharacterized. The transcript has a single exon. Lineage: Eukaryota; Viridiplantae; Streptophyta; Magnoliopsida; Ericales; Ebenaceae. Bases 1 to 825 code for a protein of 274 amino acids. The record is from RefSeq and is a predicted model, not a curated record. Gene Ontology annotation, molecular function: nucleic acid binding; zinc ion binding.